Rhodofomes roseus is the source of this 1073-nucleotide messenger RNA. RefSeq lists its product as uncharacterized. Lineage: Eukaryota; Fungi; Basidiomycota; Agaricomycetes; Polyporales; Fomitopsidaceae. The coding region runs from base 166 to 1029 and encodes 287 amino acids. The transcript has 6 exons. The record is from RefSeq and is a predicted model, not a curated record.
CGGCUGUCACUUUCCUCAGCUCCUCACUCAAGCACAAGAGCCCGGAAGUUGGUACUGGUUGCCCCCUUCCGUUUACGAUCCUUACGCAAUUCUUGUUAACGACUCCCACUUCGCAUUCGUACUCUCGUAUCUCAUUAGCAUCCCGAUUCAUCUCUUCUCGACACGAUGCACACGUCCACUCUGCUCGCGUUUGUCCUCUCGGCAAUGGCCCUCCCCGCGUUCUCGUCGCCCGUUCCUGUUUUCACGGAGUCCACGAUGCAAGGCUACCACAAGCACUUGCACGAUCACGCUCCCGGUCCUAAUGCUGCCCAGGCUAUGUUCCGCCCUUCUCACGAGACGGUCCACCAUGCCAGAGUCGUCCCAGGGAAGACGCAACGCCCCUCCAAGUCAGACGCGCACGCAGCUUGGGCCUUCUACCGCCAGUCGCUGCACCACGACGGCGGCGAUAACUAUGGCAGGCCGACCGGCUCGCAGGGAGGAGCGCAAGGCGAGCACACUCAGUCGGGCAACCACCAGAAAGAACAACACGGUGGUAAGUCCUCGGGUCAGGCUGAACACACCGGAAGCUCGAACGGGGCUAACGGGGCCACCCCUCGCGAGCUAAUCGACAUGAUCGUUCGUGCCGAUGCAGAAGGCCAGUCUGAAGCGCAGCCACUUGUAGCGCAGGAACCUGCACUUCAACCCGAGCAGCCGCACCAGUAUGCGCACAAGACCGGCGUCGCCGGUGGGCGGCCUAAGGUCCCCCGUCCUCACCGUGGCCACGCCCACUACCUAGGCGAGCACACCUACGGUGGUGUCCAGCAUAGCCGUCACAGCGCGCGGGAGGACGACGAGCUCAUUGCACGCGAGCUUCUUUUGAGUGGCCUCCGUAGGACCGGUACCGGCAAGAUUUCUGUAGUCAAUAAGUUCCCGACGUGGCUGGCCGGCGGGAACUUGAACCUGAAGGCGCGUCCCGUCAGCAAGAUUCCCGUCAACAGGCCCCUGCCAGGGGCGCGCCGGGGGAAGUCCUUUGGAACGGCGCGGGGCUAGCGAAACGUUGUUUCCGGUGCCGCUCAGUGAAGGCUGUAGGGAAU